GGCGGACUGUGGCUUGGGCUGGGCGACAUAUUGGGGACUCCAGUGUCAGUCAUUGUUUUUUAUAUAGAAUAAACUUGUUCAAUUAUAUUUGUAUCGAUAAUUGCAGUUACUUUGGGGAGAUUCAAUUUUGUAGUUGUGUUCUGCUCUCCACAGAAACCAUUUCUUCAAAAUGAAUCAUGCAGCGCUGAUCUUGGCUACUUUGGUUUUAUCCUCGAUAUCGUUAAUUGGUGAGUUGUUUGCAUCGCAUUUUCUGAUACGUAAUAUUCUUAAAUGGCACAUGAUACAUUUAACUGGUACAUGAUAUACUUAACUGGUACAAGAUACAUUUAACUGCUACAUGAUAUACUUAACUGAUACAUGAUAUAUUUAACUGAUUCAUGAUAUAUUUAACUGGUGCAUGAUAAAUUUAACUUGUGAACUUAGAAGAUUUAAAAAUAUAUAUUUACUUGUGUAAUGUCUAGUCAAAACAUUCCAACAAAUUUGUAGUUAUAUUAUUAAUUGUUCCAUAUCUUCGACAAGAAUACAUCUUUUACUUACUAAACUCUGCUUUUUUGGAGCUAUUGAAGUUGAAAACUUGUUGAGUUUGACAUACUAUCAGUGACACUAAAUCGUAGGACCGUGGUGUGCUGACAUUUGCAGUGAACGUUUAUUUUUAAUGGUGGACACAUGAAGGAAGAAAAAAAAAACGAUAAGAAAUUGAAAAUAGUUCAAAAACUUAGGUCUGCUGAGGAAGGCUCUCAGCCGAAACGUACUUGUUGUGUUGUCCUGUCCUUCUAUUUAAGCUUCCACAUACACUGCUCUACUGUUCACUUCAAACAGCUUGAAAGCAGUCCUUAAUUUAUAAAUAUGUUAAACCUAAAUUUGACGGAGGUUAAGUCUUGAAGGUGUUAGCUUUAUAUGCAUAUACCAUUGUGUUUCAUUGUGUAUGGGUUUUUUUAUGUUUAUUUAAGGUUCUUUUUCUUUUUUUAAAUAUAACACAAAAAAUUUCGAAUAAAUAUUUUAUUGUUAGAAAAUACCAUUGACUUCUAAUGUUUUUAAAUAAUAAACACAUUAGCUUUUUUGAUCAAAAGUUGAUCUCAUUAUUUAUAAUUUUGUCGUUCCGUAUUACAACGUACCUCAUGACUCAAGCAUGUGCCAUUUUACACGGCUUUACCAACUGUUUUAGCAUUUUUGUGUCUGUUUGUUUAAAGGGUCAUGUGAAGUUGCAGUGACCACUUAUCGCAUUAGUAAGCCCCUAGAUUUAAGACAAAGGAAAAAAUAGCAUAUACUUGUUUCUUAGUGUUUCCCCCCACAAGUGUGUGCUCAUUGCUUUAUAGGUAACUAACGAGUUAGUUACAGCUGGUUUUAAAAUGAUAAAAGACGUUUACACAUGUUAUCACGACAAUGCAAUGGUUCCAAUUUUAUAUUGAAAUGAAAUAUAAUGCAUGCAAGCUGACAUCUCUAAAAGAGCUUUAUAUGGAAGAGAAAUAAACAAAAGGGGAAACAUAUAUAUGCCCCUCACAAAUCAAUAGAAUUCUUUAAAUAUGAAAGACAGUAUAAACUAAUGGAGAGUUUAAUUGUGGGGAAAAAAAAUGUAUAAUAACUCCGCUAAAUGACAUUCUUAAAAAGACCUCAAGUGAGUUUGGUGUGUUAUAUUUUUUCUUCGAUUACUCAAAUAGUUUUAAUUUAAAUAUGACGUAAUAAAUAUGCAGUGUAAAAUGGGGCAUAAGAAUAUUAAUAUAUUUCAGUGACGUAAAAAAAGUGAGUGGUGAUUUGAUUGGGGGGGGGGGGGGGUGUGAGCGAGGGUCAGAUUGCAUUAAUUGUCAUCCUUAUAAUGUACGAUUUAAAUGCAUGUUUUUUCAAAUAAUUUUAGUAGUUGGGAAAUUCAAGCAUUGUAUUCACCAUUUUUUUGCGGGUUAUAGCUAGUAUAAUGAUAAUUAAUAUUUGGUUGAUUGAAGUUUUCUGUGAAGAAAUUACUUCUGCUUCUGUUCUGGUUCUGGUAGGGUACGUUGCUCAAUUCAUGUAUUGGCAUAUGUGCAACGGUUGGGGAAGCGAUGCUGGUAUCCUAACUGCGCUAUUUUGUUUCUAAAUUUUAGCUGAUGCCUUUAAUUAAUAUGUAUAUCCAGAGCCCCUUUGACAUUGUUCACCCUGUCCUGCAAGCCAUGUCCCGCUAAACGCUGCACUAUCCCUCUUAUACCUGUUUAGCUCUUGCAAGUGCUUUUCUCCCUUGAGGUCUUUCCGCAUCGUCCUCAUCCUGAAGAGGGCGCACAUUACAUGCACCGAUUUUUCAAGGCUUUUAAAAUAUUUUUUGCUUUGAUUUCUUGAAACUUCGACCUCAUUGAUAGGGCCCUCUCUAUUUAAGGCUGGAUAGGGAAGAGUGGAGUCUACACCAUUUAGAGUUACUGUUCUAGCUUCCUCCUCAUUUCAAAGAGGUGGGUAGUGUAUUUGUAAAGACGUCUGCUCAGUCAUUCGGGCGGGGGGGGGGCGGGGGGCUACAAGACACCACUAUGACUUCCUUUCUUUUAGAGAUUAAAAAACCAUAUGACAUUGGCCGCCCAUGUGCAGGCUCUUUAUUAUGGAUACGAAUGUACCCACACCUGUGACUUCAUCGUUUGCCCAUCGCCAAGGACUUUUAAUGAAUACUUAAUGUCUUGAAUGAUGACUACAGAGACACUCUCUGUGACUUGGGUUUAAGUGAGGAAGAAUUGGAAGAGUAGUCAUCCUCAAGCCCUGGCCAAAAACCACUUGGAUAAAGCAGCAAGACAAGAUCAAGACGGCUGGGGGUGGAAUUCGGUGCAGUGAAUGACCAUGGAGUUCUACAUGUCUUGCCACACUCGGAGCGAUUCACAUGAUAUUGUUUUGGUCUCAGUGGAACAAUAUUAUUUUUAGUCCCAGAGGCACCAUAUUGUGUUUUGUCACGUGUACAUUAUAUUGAUUUUGAUCCAAGAGGCAUUAUAUUGUUUUCAGUCCUAGAGGUACGAUCAGGGCCGGCCUUAGGCCACUGCAACCUAUGCGGCCGCAGUGGGCCCCGCACUUUUUUUUCUAAUACAAAAUCUUAAUUUUCACUUAUUAUCCUUAUCCCUACCCAGACUGAGCCCCGCGCAAUCUCGUUUCGCAUAGGGCCCCGUAAUUGUUAGGGCCAGCCCUGGGCACGAUACUGUUUCUGAGUCUUCAGAGUCCCAGUCGGAUUAGUUAAUGCAAUCUCAAAGUGAUUUAAAGCAAGGCAUUUACUUUAUUGUUUAUGAAAAAUGUAUAGGUUGUAGAUCAUAUUUUGUGUUUGAAAAUAAAUCUCAUUUUGUGUAAGAGUGAUUUUUUGGUUGUAUAUGUUAAAAGCAUGAUUUAAGUAUAUCAUUUCUUUCCAAAAUGGCGGAACCUUCGUAUGCAAGAUGGCGUUUUCUAUAUUGUGUUAGUCAGUUCCUGGGCGUCCAAAACUUCCAUUUAAAAAUUUUUAUUUACGUAAUAAACAAAAGAUUUUCUUUCGUCAUUAAAUAUAACAAUGUUAUCUGAAUCAACUCACACAUUUUCUUUUUUAAAAACUAAAAGAAAAUAUUAAAAUUUAUUAUGUGCUCUACUUGUUACAUUAUUAACAAUCCUAAAACAAUUUUUUAAACUUAAAUUAAUUUCAUCUCUUAAAAUAUGUUAUGAAACUUAACAACAAAUAAUACUAUAACAAAGAUCAUAUUAAGUGAUUUAAACAUGAAAAAUAAUAUCAAAUAUAUCAUAUGAAGUGAUGUCAACAUAUAUGACACAUAAGAGUAAGAAAACACACGAAGUAACACAUAUAAACAUGUUACUUCGCCUCUACACCGCAGGAUCAGCCGAGACUCUUGAAACAUGUAACGGAGACGCCGACAUCGUCUUUGUGGUUGAUGCCUCUGGCAGCAUUGGCUCUUCCAACUUUCAGAAGGUCCUGCGCUUCAUCAUCAACAUUACGACCUACUUCUCGGAUGACGCCCUGUCGGGGAUCAGGUUUGGACUGGUCACGUUCAGUGAUGCCGCCAACAUUUCAUUUGACCUCGACAAGUACAACGACUCGGUCUCCUUGAGACAGGUAUGAGGGUGUUUGUUUGUUUUAGGUUUUUAAAUUCCUUCUUUAUUUCUCACCUGAGUUUUAACAGUGAGAAAGCGGUGACAUUAGUCUGAGCUAAAAUUAAGAUAUAAUGGGAAUUUAUACAUAUAUAUAUAUUGACACAGAUUCUUGUUAUAAACAAAGUAAUUCAUCCUUCACUUUACCACGGAGGUCAUUUAAAUAUGGUCUUUUUGGUGCGUCAGUAUAACUUGACGUGUGAACUUACGUCUGUUUCGAGGAUGUAUUAAGGUUUUAUUUUUUUUUAAAUUUAAUAAAACCCAAACAAAGACAGAUGCAUUGUCUGGCUUAGUCCUUUCCACUCAUCCAUAUCUGGUUCAUGUUCUAAAAUAUUGAAUAGCCCUGCGGAUGAUACUAAAUUCUCUCGAUAAAAAAAUUUGAUCCAUCAAGACUAUUGGCGUUUCAAUCCUAAAUUAAAAAGUUUAACAAUGUAAUAAUCUGAUUCUUAAAAAGUAGGAUAGCUAUAAUGCGAUUGCUAAUGUUGGUUCCUAAAUGCAACGAAGCUAUUGUAUUGCUUAUCCCCUAGUAGCAAAUGCUACGAACUUUUAAAAUGGAAUAAUUAGUUCAAUAUCUUUAUUACGUCUAGGGGUAAUUAUUCAACAAAUGGAUGAUUCAUAUGACAUAUUGGUUUUUAUUGGAAAAAAACCCAGCUUUCCAUCUUUCCCCCUCUUUCUCUCUGCAUCUCCAUGACUACUACAGAAUUCAUAAAAGCCAACAACGUCAUCUCCCAUACCGAAAUACGUCUCGAAUACCAAGCACAUAGAAACAUCUACACAAAUAAUCUCCACACGAAAACACGCAAACUCAAAUUUGCGAACAAGAACAAAUCAUUAAAAUUCUGGACUAGGACUGUGUGAUAUAGCGGACCGAAGCGGGUUUUUUUUUUUCUCCAUAAAACUUGCUAAAAUUUUCAAUUGUUACUAAUAUGUUUAAAAAUACAGACACACAACAUCAGUACUGCCCCGUAAUCUCAACUUAUGAGGAAAACUUCGAUAUAAUCCAGGCCAUUUCCAGCGUUCCCUAUGCCCGUGGUUUUACAAGGACAGACAAGGGCUUGGACAAAGCCCGUAACAUGUUCGGAAAAGAUAGACGACCCCACGUGAUCAUCCUUGUGACAGAUGGGCAGUCCUCGUCACGUGAAAGCAGUAAGUGCCCGAAACAAUUUUUCUCGUCACCCGGAAAAUGUGUUGAGAAGAAACAAUCAACACUGUAAGUAUGGUAAGGAAGGGUUCAGAGGAUAAAGAUACCCAUCAUGUAGGAUGGUAAUCAUAAUAAAAAGGACCUUUUGAUUAAAAGUAAUGAUACAGAGUCACCAUGGAAACCGCCUUUUUGUGUUUUAACUGUAACUACCCUGAAAUUGUAUACAUGCAAAUGAGUCCACUUUAAACAUAAUAUGACCAAGACUUUAGAUCUCUUCGGUUACUAAGACAUUUUAUUUUUUAAAAUGUUCUUUGUAUUUACUUCUUUAGCUUUAUGGUUAAUACUCUUGAUUUUGUUCUCAUGCAGAAUCAACUGUUGCCGCUCCGUUGUUCCAAAAUGCCAUAAAGCUGAAAUGUGUCAAAAUUUGAACUUAAGAUAAAGCGGCAUUGUCACAUUUUUAAAAAAAAGUUCCAUUGUAACAACAUAAUCGUGACAUAAUUACAUUCCCUUCUGUUUAAACAGUGCAGUUAGUGGCUAAGAUAAAGUCUCAAAUUACAUUCCCUUCUGUUAAGACAGUGCAGACUGUGGCUAAGUUAAAGACUUCAAUUACAUCUUUUAAUUUUUUAUUUUUUUUUUAAACUUUAAGAAAAUUCAUUUGGUUUUUAAAGUUGUAUAUCCUCUUAUAUAUCGUAUUCUUUUCAUUUGUGUUGACAAAGUUUCUACAACUUUGUUUCUAAGCUUGUUUUUUUUUUAACUGUUAAAAGCUAUUAGGCUUGACCCACUCACAUCUAAAAAAAUAUUUAAAAAAAACUUUGCGGUAAAUUUGCGUCAAUUUCCUCAUAUCUAUUUUUAAAACUAAUAACUUGUUUCAAUUAUGACAGCAAAGGCUGCGGCAGAUAGACUUCGAGAAGCCAAUAUCAUAACACUGGGCAUAGGUGUGACAGAUUCCAUCAACGAAGAGGAGCUCAAGUACAUCGGCGGGCCCAAUGACAUCUUGACUGUCAAUAACUUUGACGUGCUACAGGACAUUUUGCAGGGUUUGGUUCGGAGAACCUGUCAGAGUAAGUUUAUCAAGGUGGCCUCCGACAUAACAGUUUGGUUGUUUGUCAUGAUUAACACUAUACUUUUCCAGUCAUUUGUAGAUCUUUUUAUUCCAUUAUAAAAAGCUAACUUCAUUCACAGGUAAAAGAAUCCAGUUGUCGAAUUGUUACAACUAAAUGUUCUACUCACGAAAAAAUUUUAUCAUUCUAUCCUAAAAACAGAUGUUACUAAAACUAAGGUACUGGUGGAUUGCCACAAACUAUGCUUUGAAAUCUGAUUUUUCUCUGUGUACUCUGUUCGUAGAGUUUGUUUGUAAUCACUUCGUAGAGUUAGUGUUUACUUAGUUCGUAGAGUUUGUGUGUACAUAGUUCGUAGAGUUUGUGUGUAAUCACUUUGUAGAGUUUGUGUACUUAGGUCGUAGAGUUUGUGUGUAAUCAGAUCGUAGAUUUUGCGUGUACUUAGGUCGUAAAGUUUGUGUGGACUUAGGACGUCGAGUUUGGGUGUACUUUGCUCGUACAGUUUGUGUGUACUUUGGUCGUAGAGUUUGUGUGUACUUUGGUCGUAGAGGUAUGCAAUCGGACUACUCCAACAAAUAAGCUUAAUUUUUGUUUGCAGUUUACUGCCACUUUACGUGUUAAGAAUUGUUGUAUUAUAUUCCUUCAUUCGAAUAAAUAUAGCUUUAUUCUCCCAUUGUAUUUUUCAGGUAUUGGUGGAGCGCAAAUCCAAGUGAAUG
Molecule: messenger RNA, 6980 nt
Organism: Lymnaea stagnalis (great pond snail)
Lineage: Eukaryota; Metazoa; Mollusca; Gastropoda; Lymnaeidae
Source: the annotation of a GenBank genome assembly